Molecule: messenger RNA, 3945 nt
Organism: Amoebophrya sp. A25
Lineage: Eukaryota; Dinophyceae; Syndiniales; Amoebophryaceae
Source: the annotation of a GenBank genome assembly
AGUACACGUACACUGUCACCCAUGCUCCGUUUCGAUCCCUCGACUACUCCUGCAGCAUUUGCGUUCCUUUCUCUUUUCACCUGAGGUGAGUUUGAUAUUUCCGUUUUCUUUCUCAUUUGGAUUCGGACUAGAUAGGUGGAGGUAAGACUACAACUUCUGUUAUAGUUAGUUAUGAAAUACAACCACAUUUGUUGUAUUUAGACUUGUUGUAGUACUUGUUCUUGUCUCAUCUCCACCAUUCUGAAUUCACAAGAACAAACAUUUAGAAAGACGAACAAGAUGGAGUUAACGCUGGUCAAAGCGCAACCGCUGCGGUCGGUUUACGUUCGUGCCGAUGUGAAUGCUUUCGAGGCGAUGAUAGACCACAGCAUCCGCGAAAAAUACCCAGAUAACAAGUUUCAUACCUCAGAGAGCGCGAAAAAAGUGGAACAGUUCAUCUUGCAGAAUGGCGAAGCCAAAGGGUUUGAAGCCAGGGAAAAAGUUAUGGCCGUGGCUGAGGAUAGGUCUACACAACCGCAGGAUACGUAUCGAGUCAUGUUGUAGAUCAGUACAAAUGUACUCUGUAGUCUGUAUAAAAGCCGUAUACUAUACGCAACCGCAGGAAACGUAUCAUCCCGCCGAUGGCCCAGUAUCUUCGUUUGGGAUGCAGUAUGAUGAUGAUGAUGAUGAAGAAAUACUUGCCCUAAAAGAACAAGUCGGCGUAGAUACAAACAACGACAUAAUUCAUCUAGAAAAAACUAUAGCAACGAACUGCGUUUUACAUCAACACUAUUAACGGCUUCCCACCUUUUUGGCUCUUCGGCAGCCAUUCAUGUCUGCCAGUUUUCCUGGUAGGCCCACACCUAAUCUGUAAACUUACUCUCUUAAAUUCCUCUCAAACUACUUACACCAAUAAUAAGUUACAACACAUUUUUUCUAACAGCAUCUACCUCUUGAUUAGAGUCCUCUACUGAUAACAUCUAAUCAAAUCAAUGAUAUUAUUUUUCUAAUAAGAAAAUCCUGUGGAACAUGGAAUUGAAUACGUUUCAGAUAAGACACGAAGUUGCGAAAAACUGGGUCUUUUUCCUCACUGCGCAAGCCUUUGCCCAUGCGCAGAAGGUCGCUGCGGACCACUUACAACUAGUCAACAGAUGGAGUGGACGGAAAGUCAUUGUGCUGAUCGCGGAUCACGGGGUGAGAGGGCAUGGGUAUUGAUGGAUCUGCUGCAAGAUCUUUGUAGUAAGUGAUCGCUUAAUAUCAAGGAUGAAGGACCUGACUGCAGUUUUCGACUUCAUCUCACUGCAUAAAGAAGGCUUAGCUAGUAUAGCAGGAAUGUCAGCCUGUGCUCAGAACGACCUUUUUUUUACACUUCUUCAGGGCACACGAAUUCCUCCAAAUUGCGUUGAAUAUGCACACGCAGCUAGGCGCCAACGUCAUCCUGUUUGAAUCGCCGCCAGAGUUUGAGCGGAAUACAAGAGACUACGUCGAAGUGAUGCCCUCUAUCAUCCUCUUAAGGCUUCCAUAAAUUCUAAUUCAUCUUGGGACGCAACAUAAUUCUGAUAUAACCGUUUUGCCGGGUGUGUGCAAAGGUUACACGAUGCGUGUUUUCAAGAUGGAUUUAUGGAAUAAGGUCUAAUCUUUAAAGUUUUGGACUAUCACAGAAUAGACAAAUUCGGAUGCUUUGGUCUGGGCUAUGGUGGUGCAGUAGCAUUUAGGCUUUUCAUGAUCGCCCCGAUGCGUUUUGGGGGGCAGACGCAUUGCAUAAUAAACCCCCGCUUCCCAGAGGGAGCUGAUAUGCCAGAAAGGUUUGAAUUAUGGCGGAUGAUAAUGGAUGUGAAACUUCUUGAUUGAUUUUUGGGUGAACCGAGAGCGUGAAUAGAGGUUGAGUAGAUUGCUGCAAGAUAUAAACUGUACUGGAGGAAAUCUCUGCACUUCCAAAUUCGGAUGAAUUAGAGUUUCUAAUCCAAAUCGUGAAGAACAUGAAGAAGCCGGGUUUUCUUCCCUGUCAGUUUUGGGUGGUCAGGCUUAAGAAAAUGAUGGAUCAAGACGGUACCCCGAUCAGAACACAACGCAUGACAGCGGAGAAGAGAAAAGUGACGGAUAAGGUGAUAUUUUUCUUCAAUUGAUGGGACGUAACCUAGCCACAUAUAGAAGAUGAGCAUUUAAUCUGCUGGAAAAGACACUACUUACUGUGACUUGCACCAUCAUGGUCAUCUCUAUCAGCUCUCAUCUCUAUCAAGCUCACCAUCCUAGUAUCACAUUAGGUAUCCUGAAUAACAUUUCUAACCUCCCUAAGCACCGAUGUACAACCCACCAGGUCCUCGAAGAUAAUUUUUGCGCCUUGUUGCAAAGAGUUAUGGCGGAGCUUAGGGGUGCGAAAAAGGAUGGGGAUCCCGAUCUGAAGAAGAGGAAUGGCGAAGAAUUCGACGAAAUCAUUUUCACGGAAGACAUGCAUUACAAUUAUGACAGGGUGUGGCAGAGACAGCGUAUUGUAGUGUCUUUACGGUGGUCAAGAAGGGGCAUAUGAUCCGGGACACACACACAUGACGUGUGACACGGCAUUCGUGGUAGUACUCUUGCCUAAGCUCCUUAAAUAUAUUUGGACUAAAGGUGGAUCCUCAUUCGGUUCCACCUCUAGUAUUUUUACUUCCACACUCUAAUCCUGAAACUUCCAUUGAAGCCAUCUCCCCUUUACUCUCCCCUCUUUAUACACUCUAAUCUUUAAACCUCCAUUGGUACCGUCCCGAAGCGGGCAACAGCCAGUGCUUGAUUAUCCUCUGUUCCAGGAAGCUGACGAAGUGCCUUGUCACCUAUUUUGUUGCCCAACGAUUUCCGUUUCAAUUAAGGCUUCCCGUAAUUCAUCUUGAGAAGUAUCUUCUUUGGUAUUGGUCCCCUUUUCUCUAAGGGAAGGAAAGCACUGUCAGUGAAGCAACUCUCCAAGAUGAAUUACGGCAAGCUCUAAUCUGAACCGAAGUAAUACCACUUCCGAGACCUGACAGUCCUGGACUCGAAGACGCAGCGCCAAAACAAGCUGUCGCAGACGAAGAUCCGGACGACGGCGCGCCUGAGGGCGAUAAGAAAAAGAAGAAAAAGAGAAAAGCAGCUACUGGAUUGCGGGAACUGGGAUUAGUGUUACGAUGAAUGAUCUACUCAUACUGUUGUGAUUUUCUCUGUUGUUUCCCUAGCUCUUCAAGUCUGCUAGUCAAUUCUAUUCGUCUCUCAUGAACCUCUUCCUCUUCAAGUUCUACUAGUGUGCACUUCCUAUAUAAGUACUCAUCUUGAAUCAAUCUUUGUAAAUUAUAGCUAGGGAAGUUUCUAUCUUCCACCACAUGCAUGAUCUUCAAAGGCAAAGAGUCUUCUUCUAAUCCCAAAGAGCAUGACAGGUACAGGGUUCCCAGCCUCACCUAGUGCUGGGUUAUCUCCUGGGCAUUCGGGGACAGCAGGAUCUGGGUCAGGAAGUGGCGGUCUAGACUCUCAUAACCAAACGGGAAUGAGUGCUGCUACGGGCAUUACUAGCUCUGCCAGCGGGUUCGAAACCGGGAUCCGGAAUGAGAUGCUGUUGUUAUGGACAUGGGAAAACGACCACAUUUGUCAACCGAGGAAACAAGACACUUCCCAUUGACAAUUUCAUGUCUAGCUCCUUCUACUCGUUAUUUACCAUCGCUAAUAUAAGGCGGUGCAGUUGACGAGUCUCAGAUGUUACCAUUAGAGGAUGGUCGACUAGUACCAAUAGCACAACUAGAGGCCGCACAAGAACAAGGAGCCGAGGGCGCAAUGGCUGGUGGUCUUUUUAAGGCUAGAGAUGAUUAAAAAAUUCAUCUACAUCUUCUUCUUCACGUGCAUCCUUCCUGUGUGCAUCCUUCCUGUAAAGUGUUCUACGUACUUCUUGACUAGGUACAUGCUUUCAAGGGUGCACAUCAGAGAUAGGUCUAAUCUGACGGAUAGGUCUAAUCUGACGGAUAGGAA